This is a messenger RNA of Papaver somniferum (opium poppy), 1109 nucleotides long. RefSeq names its product transcription factor ILR3-like. The transcript has 6 exons. The record is from RefSeq and is a predicted model, not a curated record. Lineage: Eukaryota; Viridiplantae; Streptophyta; Magnoliopsida; Ranunculales; Papaveraceae. Gene Ontology annotation, biological process: intracellular iron ion homeostasis; regulation of DNA-templated transcription. The coding region runs from base 180 to 902 and encodes 240 amino acids. Gene Ontology annotation, molecular function: protein dimerization activity; DNA-binding transcription factor activity.
GAGAUUUCUACUAAAGCGUUAAAAACUGUCUUAAUCUGAGUUUCUGUUUAAACUUAGACAAGGAACUUUUCUUUUCUCCUACACUAUAGCAAGUUCUAUUCUCCACUCCACUCCACUCCUUUCCUAUGCAAAAAUGAUGUCAAAUGUUCUUCCCGUUGAAAUUUUGAUUAGUGAAGAAGAUGAUGGAUGAUGAUGAAUUUGUAGAUAUGGGUUCUUCUUUAAUUAACAACAAUACUGGUUGGCUUGUUGAUUACAUGAAUGAAGUUCAAGAUACUACUGCUUUUAUGUGGCCUCCUCAGGUUCUUGAUGAUCACAGGGGAUGUCCUGGUGAACUGCUUGAUAGCUCCUCAGAGAGAAAUGAAACCAAUCUUGAGAAUUCUUGCUCGAAGAAACGACCCCGUGCGGAGCCGUGCUGUGGACUGAAGAGCAAAGCUUGUCGGGAAAAGAUCCGGCGAGACAAGCUUAAUGACAGGUUCAUAGAGUUAUGCUCAGUUUUGGAGCCAGGAAGACCUCCAACUACAGACAAGAUCAUUCUUCUGAAUGACGCAACUCGUGUUCUGAAACAACUGUUUCUUGAAACCAAAAGACUGAAAGAAUCAAAUGAAGCAAUUCAAGAGAGGAUAAAGUCCCUUAAGGCAGAGAAAUCAGAACUUCGAGAGGAGAAAGUGAGACUUAAAGCAGAGAAAGAGAAGAUGGACAAGACUUUGAAGGGAAUGGCGAUGCCAUCUCCUUUCCUAUUGCAUCCUGCUGCAUUCCAUACACCUGCUGCUUUUUCUACCGCAGGCAAGGCUGUUCCAUAUCAGAUAAAUUACUCGCAGCCGCCCAUAGCUAUGUGGAAAUGGAUGCCACCAGCAUCUUUGGAUACUUCACAAGAUCAUGUCCUUAGGCCGCCUGUUGCGUAGGCCUUUUUCCUUCUUGUUACCAACUUCGUUUCCUCUAAUGCAUUUACAAAGAAUUUCCAAAUGCUGCUUCCACCAGCAGUUAUUCUUUAUGUACUUGGUCUGUAUGUUAUAUCCUAGAAUUUGACCUACGAUUAUAUAAGUAUAUAAUCUUUGAAUUUAGAACUAAUCUCUUGUGUGUUUCAGCUUGUUGAACACAAAUUGCGGAUA